AUGAUUAACGGUAACUGGAAGGGUGAAUCGGGACGGACGCACCAAACUCCAGAAAACCCCAAUUUCGUUGCCCCAAUUACCAACGUGACAUCAGCUGUUGGUAGAGAAGCGAUAUUAACGUGUAUAGUUGAUGAAUUAGGAAUUUACAAGGUCGCCUGGCUACAGGUGGACACGCAAACCAUUCUGACCAUUCAGAAUCACGUAAUCACGAAAAAUCAUCGUAUUGCCGUAACGCACAGUCAGCACAAGACCUGGUUUCUACAUAUUAAAGAGGUUAAAGCUUCCGAUCGGGGAUGGUAUAUGUGUCAAAUUAACACUGAUCCCAUGAAGAGCCAAGUUGGAUAUUUGGAUAUUGUGGUUCCACCUGAUAUUCUUGACUAUGCAACAAGCAGCGACGUAAUUGUUAGAGAAGGGGCACAUGUAAACUUAAACUGUGUGGCUGAUGGUACUCCUAUUCCAGUUAUUACAUGGAAAAGAGAAAAUGGAGAAUCCAUAUCCUUAGCAAGUGGCAAGAAAGUUGCAGUGGCAGAGGGACCGUCACUAAAUCUGACCAGGGUGAACCGAAGGGAGAUGGGCGCAUAUUUAUGCAUCGCAUCUAAUGGGGUGCCUCCGUCAGUUAGCAAAAGGAUUAUGGUCGUUACACAUUUUCCCCCAAACAUAUGGAUCAAAAAUCAACUUGUAGGAGCAUAUGAAGGCCAAAAAGUUAUUUUAGAGUGUCACUCUGAGGCCUGGCCAAGAUCGAUUAAUUAUUGGACUACUGAAAAUGGGAUCAUAAUUUCACAUAAAGGUGUAAAAUACGAUAUCCACCAAGAGAUACAGUCAUACAAAACCUACAUGAAAAUAAUAAUUUCCAGCGUAUCAAAUUCAGAUUAUGGAAAAUAUAAAUGCGUCGCCAAAAAUCAGCUAGGAGAGACUGAUGGGACAUUACAACUUUUUAGGAUACCGAAACCUUCCAUGUUGUCAAAAAAUGGCGACUCAAAAGGAAAAACGGCGGACUCGAGACUGCUACAGGACGUAAAUUAUAUCAAUUCUUUUAGCGGAAAUUUCAGAGUGUUACCUUUAUUGUUUCGUUUAUCAGUGAUUGUAUGUUUAAUGAUGUAAUUAUAUAUAUUUAUGGUGAAACAGUAUUAUAUUGUUAA
Molecule: messenger RNA, 1139 nt
Organism: Anthonomus grandis grandis
Lineage: Eukaryota; Metazoa; Arthropoda; Insecta; Coleoptera; Curculionidae
Product: neurotrimin-like
Exons: 10
Coding region: 1-1101 (366 amino acids)
Cellular component (GO): neuron projection
Source: RefSeq, a predicted model, not a curated record